GUAUUAUACAUACUCUGCAAUUCUUUAGAAGAAAAAUAAUAACACAGCGCAAGAAAAACGAAGAACAAUAUUCCUCAAGCCUGAGACUAGAAGUUUUGUGUGUUUUUGUGUCCGAGUGCGAUUAAAGUAAAAAACGAAGAAGAUGCCGGCCGACGUAGCGAUGCACACCAACUUCCUCCAGUUCACCAGCAAAACCAGCUUGGCCGACUCGAACGUCGACUCGUGCUGGAACACGGAGAACAUGAGCGGGUACAUGACCCUGGUGGGCCCGAACGGACACCGACAGGGCGUCCAAGUCAAGGUGUACCGAACCAGCGUGGAACACUUCGCGGUGAUCUAUCCUCAGAAGAAGGUCUGCCGUCCGUUGGGUGUCCUGAACCUCCGUAACACGACGAUCGAGCGUUUCGGAGACGAAGGAUUUCUGGUGCGGCAAAAAGGUUUCGACUCCCCGGUAGCCCUGACCUUCCUCGUCGAGUGCAAGAAGGAACUGGAUUACUGGAUCCUCGCCUUCACCGCCCGCAACAGUCCGCUGAUGCACCAGAGCAGCUUGCCGAUCGUAGAAGAGGAGGAGAUAUAAGUCGGAGGGGCUGGAUUCGGGGCCGAAAGCCACCUCAACGAUUCCCUUCGUCUGAAACAGUCGUCAAAAAGACGAUUAUUUACAAGCCAAUAUUUUCCACAUCGCGGUCAAAGUUUACCAACGACGACCGACUGACCGGUGUUUUUCUACGAUUGUCACGGCUGCGUCUACCCAGAACGUGUCUCACCUGC
Diprion similis is the source of this 768-nucleotide messenger RNA. RefSeq lists its product as uncharacterized. The record is from RefSeq and is a predicted model, not a curated record. Bases 143 to 577 code for a protein of 144 amino acids. The transcript has a single exon. Lineage: Eukaryota; Metazoa; Arthropoda; Insecta; Hymenoptera; Diprionidae.